AUGACCAGACCAAACCCCACCAUCGUCCUCGUCCCCGGCACCCUGCUUCGACCUGCUGCGGCCCCUGCUGCACGCCCACGGCUAUCCCACAGCAACAGUCGCCCACCCAUCCAUCGGCGCCGAGCCGUCUACCAAAACCCUGGCAGGACCGUCGUGCUCGUCGGGCACUCGUACGGCAGGACCGUCGUCUCGAACGCUAGCGAGGGGCUGGGCGAGCUGGAGCGCGCGCGCCAAGGCCGCAAGGGCGGGAUCGCGCUCGUGGUAUAUCUUUUCCGCCUAGGGAUGAGUGAGCGGCCAUGGCUGAUUCCAGACAGGGCGAUUGAUUACUCCUCCACCACCGACCAGGCGGAUAUCUUCUACCACGACGUGCAGCCGAAACUGCAGCAGGCCGCGAUUGCGACGCUGCGCCAUGGCUCGCGCGCGUCGUUUUACUCGGUCGUCACGCAUGAGCCGUGGCAAUGCAUUCCGUGUGGGUAUAUCCACUGUGACGAGGACAGGGCGGUACCGCCGGCGUUGCAGGAGAUGUUUGUGGCGCUGAUGAGGGGGAGCGGGCUGGGGUUGGGGGGAGGCGUGGAGCGUCCGCUGCCGCCGGUGCUGACGGCGCAUUUUGCCGUCGUCGCAUUCACCGUUUCUGAGUAUGCCGGGCAUGACGGCGGGGGUGCUUUUGAAGAUGGUUGCGGAGAGUGA
Molecule: messenger RNA, 687 nt
Organism: Aspergillus clavatus NRRL 1
Lineage: Eukaryota; Fungi; Ascomycota; Eurotiomycetes; Eurotiales; Aspergillaceae
Product: alpha/beta hydrolase
Exons: 3
Coding region: 1-687 (228 amino acids)
Source: RefSeq, a predicted model, not a curated record